Diaporthe citri is the source of this 2682-nucleotide messenger RNA. RefSeq lists its product as uncharacterized. The coding region runs from base 1 to 2682 and encodes 893 amino acids. Gene Ontology annotation, cellular component: nucleus; cytosol. The transcript has 7 exons. The record is from RefSeq and is a predicted model, not a curated record. NCBI's taxonomy places the organism in Eukaryota, Fungi, Ascomycota, Sordariomycetes, Diaporthales, Diaporthaceae. Gene Ontology annotation, biological process: protein deubiquitination.
AUGGCGGACCCUACUGAGGCAGAGAUCGACUCUGUCUGCGAGAUGCUGCUGGCUUUCGAUACCAGAGACAGACAAAUGUUCUCCAGAGCCCUCAAGGCCCACAACAACAGCAUACCACAGGUUGUCAACGAAUACUUCGAGGGCCAAGAUACGUUCAGGGCCAAAUACUCAUGGGACGAGGGGCAGUUCAUGGCAGACCGAGAUGGCUCGAGCUUACCAAGUUUUCAAGUCCAAGGUCCCGAUCAGUUCGAUUCCAGUGCCAACGCAUGGGACCAAACUGGCACCCUUCCCGCGCCGUCGCGACCGCCGUCCAGAGCGCAAAACAGAUCACCUCUGGGUGCACCAACGACGCAGCAGCAAGCGGACGAAGACCUGAACCGAGCCCUUCUCGAAUCCACCAGCGCUGCCGCCACCAGAGGCGCCACUCCCCAGGAGAGCGGUGUCAUCAGCACCGACACCAGCCUCCCGUUCUUCGGCCCAGCCAACAGGGAGACUUACCAAGACGACCAGUGGGCCAUGGUUCGCGUGGACAAGGAGGCGUCUGACCCACCGCCAUCGGCGAGACAACGGGACCCUUCGGCGCCAGUCUUCCUCCUUUGCCGGCAGCAAGGUGCACAGAGACAUCGCCUUGGUCCGCUCAUGAUGAUCAAGCAUGACAUCCCCGCCGCGAGGAACUUUUUCUUGUCUUUGGACGCUUUCGAUCCACCUGGGUCGUAUGGGCAUAAUAACUCGUGGUGGAAGGGCGACCUCAUCCUUUGUACAAACAGCGAAUCAACGGAAGACUUGCCCGAAGCCUGGUCGAACGACUACCGAAGCGUGAAGUUGGAGGAUGAGAUCCAACGGCUGAUGGCUUUCCUUGAUGCGACACAACGCAGCUACGGAACCGCUGACUCUAUGUGCGAGAGCCCGCUGAUGAAGAGCACUUGGGGCGACCCCGUGGUACAGUUCUAUCAGAAUUUGUACCUCAAGGCCGGCUCUCAAAUUGUUCGCUCGACUAUGUGGACUCUCGUGCGUUUCGAGUCCGGGGCUGAUGAAGUUCCUGCGCCAAUGACGCCGCCCACGUCUGAGUUUGGCAUCAUCGAGUUUAGAGUACCGAAUGAGCUGUCAGACGUUCUGCACAGUCUUUACAGCUCAUGGGAUGCUCUGUUCUGGAUCAACCAGGAGUCCGAGCUUUCUGGUUUCCCGCAUGAGGAAUCAGAGCGGACUGCGUACAUGGAAAACCCAGCCGAGGUACUGACUAUGCGCAUCAAGCUGGAGGACCACCGUAUCGAGAUCCCAGAGACCUUCUACAUCGACAGGUACCUUGAGAAGAACCUCGGCACCGCCCGCAUUUUGAAAUCGCAGAUGUUCCAGAUCUGGCAGGCGCUGGCGAAGAGCAAAGACGCAGAGAACAAGAUCACGAAAUGGAAGGAUCCGGCAGAUGUCUGGAAAGAAUACGACAAGAUUGCGCUGACCAAAAAGGUCAUCGCGAAGGUUGAGAACCAAAUCUGGAAAGUCAGGGCGAACGCACUGUGGAGGAAGCACGAGCAGUCAGUUGGGACCGAGGAUGAGAUCCCGUUUCUCCCGACCGACCUGAACCACCUAGCCGAGCUGAACGAGGAAGAGGACAAGACCGUGAAGGUCUUCGAGUCUCAGAUCGACCUCGCGAGGCGCAAGCUCGAGAAUAUUGACCAGCAACUAGCGCGCCUUGGGCAGGAGAAGGAGGCAUGUUGCGACUUACUUCGGCGCAUGGCCGAGGUCUUGACAGUUCCUAGCGAGGAACCAGAGAUGGACCCGGUACACAAGUACACCUUGCGAGGAGUCAUCACAUCGCCCGAUAUAGUGUACAUGUGCAGGCGAAGAGAGGCCGAGCCUCCUGAGACGGAAGCUUCAAGCGCAAAGGUUGAUCAAUGGUGGCGUUGUGCUUGGGUAGCUGGCGAUGAGAAUCCUGUGAGGCAGGAGGCAACGACCUUUGACAAGGUUCGGGAAGCAAUAUUCACUGAAGUUGACACUGAUGGCUCGAAAGUGCCAAUCCUCGUGUAUGCGACAGACAAAGCCAUGAACGAGGAGCCGGCACCUCUGUCUGAUGCGCUCAAGACAUUCGUUAAGUUCGACAACCGCCUCUUCAAACAAGAGCUGCUGGAAGAACCUACGCCCACAGACAAGAAACGGAACGCGCCGCAACUACCAGAGUCUCCACUGAAGAGACAGAGAAGCACUAGCGUCGAUUCGAUGGCUACGAAUCGAGCGUCUCUUGGAGAUUUCAGUGAUGUGGAGGAACGAGCUGCACUGCUAGGGGACCAGGAAUUGAGAGACGACCCUUUUCAGUACGGCGACGGCACAGCCCCAAUGAGCACAGAGAUGGAGGACAUGCGGCCGAUGGGUGCCCCACCGUCCCCUCCCAUGUCGGCUAGAGACGAAAGCGACCAUGGGUCUUCCUCGCCUGGGAUCAGAAGGUCAAGUGAGAGGCUUGCCAGGAUCUCCUUGGACGGAAAGGGCCAGGACGGUGGUGAUACGAUGAAGAUGGAGGUGCCGAGGGCCCCAGAGAUGGCCGAGCGUGCGUCACCUGUGUCACCGUUUAUCGUCCGGCGGCCCAACGGUACUAUCGAUAAAAGGGCCUCUAUCAUGGACCAGGCUAUGGAAAUCGACGGCAGCAUGGAGCUGCCAGCGGUGGACGGGAACCCAGAGGACUAUUACAAGUAG